Messenger RNA from Meleagris gallopavo (turkey), 2556 nucleotides. The record is from RefSeq and is a predicted model, not a curated record. NCBI's taxonomy places the organism in Eukaryota, Metazoa, Chordata, Aves, Galliformes, Phasianidae.
GAAUACAUAAUCCGUGUUCAGAGAGGAGUUUCAGCGGAAAACAGUUGGCAGAUUGUGAGGCGAUACAGUGACUUCGACUUGCUUAAUAAUAGCUUGCAGAUCUCAUCUCUAAGUCUACCUCUUCCUCCAAAAAAAUUGAUUGGAAACAUGGAGCGUGAAUUCAUAGCAGAGAGACAGAAAGGACUCCAGGCCUAUCUCGAUGUGAUUACUUCCCAUCACAUACUGUCUAACUGUGAACUGGUAAAAAAGUUCUUGGAUCCAAACAGCUAUUCUGUAAAUUACACUGAAAUUGCCUUACAGCAUGUUUCAAUGUUCUUCCGAUCAGAGCCAAAGUGGGAGGUGGUAGAACCAUUAAAAGAUAUAGGUUGGCGAAUACGUAAGAAAUAUUUUUUAAUGAAGAUAAAGAAUCAACCAAAGGAACGGCUAAUGUUAAGCUGGGCUGAUCUUGGCCCUGAUAAAUACUUGUCUGACAAAGACUUACAGUAUGCUGUGAAACUUCUUUCUUCCUGUUCUCAUCCCUAUAUUUACAAAGUCACUUUUGCCACUGCCAGUGAAUCUUCAGCACUGGUUAUAAGACCAUUCAAUGAAAAAGGGACGCUAAAGGACCUUAUUUAUAAGGCCAGACCAAAAGAUCCCUUCCUGAAGAAGUAUUGCAAUCCUAAGAAAAUUCAAGGUCUUGAACUUCAGCAGAUAAAGACAUAUGGAAGACAAAUACUAGAGGUAUUAAAAUUCUUGCAUGAGAAGGGAUUUCCGUAUGGCCAUCUUCACUCUGCCAAUGUAGUGUUGGAUGGGGACACGUGCAAGUUACUGGAUCUAGAAAAUUCCUUGUUGGGACUUCCAUCAUUUUAUCGAUCGUACUUUUCACAGUUUCGAAAAAUUAAUACUUUAGAAGGCAUUGAUGUACAUUGCUUUGGGCACUUACUGUAUGAAAUGACAUAUGGAAGACCCCCAGAUACAAUUCCAGUAGACAGUUUCCCUCCUGCACCAUCAAUGUCUGUUGUGUCUGUGUUGGAAUCCAUUCUGACUUGUGAAGCUAUGAAGAAUGGCAUGCCAACUGUUUCACGGCUCUUACAGAUGCCAUUAUUCAGUGAUGUCCUGCUAACAAACUCUGAGAAACCACAGUUUAAGAUUCCUACAAAGCUAAAAGAAGCACUGAAAACGUCCAAGGAAUGCAUAGAAAAAAGAUUAACAGAAGAACAGAAAUUGAUUCACCAGCACAGAAGACUGACAAGAGCUCAGUCUCAUCAUGGCUCCGAAGAAGAAAAAAAGAAAAGGAAAAUCUUAGCAAGAAAGAAGUCAAAACGCUCUGCGUAUGAAAGUGCGGAAGAACACUCAGCAAAAUACAGCAACUCAAAUAACUCAGCAGGCUCUGGGGCGAGUUCCCCAUUAACAUCUCCAUCAUCCCCCACUCCGCCCUCUACAGCAGGAGCAUCGUCGAUACCCCCAGCACCACCACCGCCACCCCUGCCACCAGCAGCUCCUCCUCCAAAUACAGAGGUGCCAACACAGCCAAGCUCACAGCCUGCCGUCAGUGCAAGCCGAGGAGCCUUACUCAGCUCCAUUCAAAACUUUCAGAAAGGAACUCUGAAGAAAACACACACGUGUGACUACAGUGCUCCCAGGAUCAGCUGAGGCUACCGGUUACAUCAGGAUUGAAUUCCCCCUCCCGCUCCUGUGCUGUCCAGGAACAAGACCCUUCUGAUCAGCAACUGAUUCACCAGCGCGUAUAGCAGCUAGUCAUGCAGUAGCUCCCUUUUACCUCUAUUUCAGCUUUACACAAGUAGCAGCACUACCCCAUCUGGUUUGCAUUGCCAUGCUAAGUACUCCAUUCUUUACUUGGUUUCAAGAAUUUUGUUUUCUAGCGGCAGUUUCGGGUACAGCAACUUCUACGUGGCUGAAUAAAACUGAGAAUAGGAAUGACCAUCAUCAAGGUGAAUUAAUGCAUUUUUUUAGUUAUAUUCUUCUUCACUUUUUUUUUUUUUUGGUCAAAUUACAAGAAUCUACUUCUAACCUGCCCUUUUUCAACACUAGUCAUCCAGCAGUAACUCAUUUAACUUACUGCAUUGACUCAGCAUAUUUUGUUUGAGAUAAUCCAAAAAGAACCCAGCCAAACCCCAAAAACAACCAACAAAACCCAUAAAACAUACUGCACAGGUGAGGGAACUGGAGAAUUAAAUCUUAUUCCCACCAUUUUUGCUGAUGGACAAAUAUAGUGUAUCAGACUUGUUUAAAUGGACAUCUUCCCUGCAACUCUAAGGGAACGUGUUUUUUAAAUAAGGAAAUAGUUGAAAUGGGAGUUAAUAGGGCACUGGGAUAUUAUUCAUGAUUUAGUUAAAUGCAAACUUACUUCAAGUUAAUUUUACAGCUUAUUCUUUAUUGAAAGAUCAUUUUUUGAUUUGAUUAAAACCUUAAACAAAUUGCACUUUAAAGGAUUAUAGAUAAUCCAUUUUUUUAAAUUCAAGUACAUCCGUGUUUGUAACUAUGCAGAGAAUGUCUGUACAGUUUCAUGUAACCUGUGAUAUUCAGUCAUUUUUAUUAAAAUGUUCAUGGAGUUCC